AUGGAGCGGUACCAGCAGGUGAAGCAGAUGAUGUACGAGCUGAUGGAGCAGCGCUCGCAGCUGCUCUCGGGGACGCUGCCCAAGGACGAGCUCCUGCAGCUCAAGAAGGAGGUGACCGGCAAGAUCGACUACGGCAACAGGAUCCUCGCGCUGGACCUGGUGGUGCGGGACGAGGACGAAAACAUCCUGGACCCUGACAAAACCAGCAUCAUCAGCCUCUUCCAGGCGCACAAGAAGGCUGCGCAGACUAUCACACAGCGCAUCCAGGAGGAGACGAGCCUGCAGCAGAGCGCGCUGGGCUGCAGCGCCCACCUGGCAGCUUCGCCCUCCCACAGCCUCUACCUCUGCGUGCGCAACUUCGUCUGCAACAUCGGCGAGGAGGCACAGCUCUUCAUGGCGCUGUAUGACCCCGGCGAGCAGCGCAUGAUCAGAGGCACGCAGCUGCAGGGGACGCUGGGUGUGUGGUGCGAGCACCGGGCAGCCAGCUCUGCCCUGGGGCAGCUGGAGAAGCACAGGGCGAGGAGGAGAAAGCCUGAGGGGCAGGUGGCCUUCGGGCUGUGCCCCAGCACGGGACCCUUCCCUGCACUGGGGGCUGAUGCUGUGAUGGACAUCACGGACAUCACCAAGGGAAAGUGCGAGAGCGACGAGGACAAGCAGCACUUCAUCCCCGUGCACCUGGUGGCUGCUGACAACGAUUUUCUUCACAACAUGAUCAGGAAAGCAGUGGAGGGGAAGGACAUCAACCACAAGGGACAAGGGUUCUGGGUGUCCCUGAAGAUGCUGUGGGGAGACUUGAGCCAAGCGCGGAAGGACCAUCCCCACCUCGUGGACCGCAGCACGGUGGUGGCACGCAAGCUGGGCUAUCCAGAGGUCAUCAUGCCAGGAGACGUCAGGAACGACAUCUACCUGACGCUGGUGCAGGGCGAGUUUGACAAAGGGAACAAGAAGACGCAGAAGAACGUGGAGGUGACAGUGUGCGUCUGCGACGAGUCGGGCAGCGUGGUGCAGAACGUGAUUUACCACGGUGUGGGGGACAAGCCGGCGAGCGAGUACCGCUCUGUGGUCUACUACCAGCAGCGGCACCAGCGGUGGAUGGAGACAGUGAAGAUUGCUGUUCCCAUUGAAGACGUCCACAAGACCCACCUGAGAUUCACCUUCCGGCAUCGCUCCUCCAGUGAAAACAAAGACAAAAGCGAGCGGAUUUUCUCCAUGGCCUUUGUGAAGCUGAUGCGACCGGACGGCACCACGCUGCGUGAUGGGGAGCACGACCUGGUUCUGUACAAGGGCUCCAGCAGGAAGCUGGAGGACGCCGAUGCGUACCUGACCCUGCCCUCCGUGAGGAACCUGUCGGAGCCGAAGCUCCUCUCCGGCUCCUCCUUCCGUGUGAGCGGGGGCACGUCGGGCUUAACCAUGUCAGCCCGGGACAGCUUCCAAAUCUCGACGCUCGUCUGUUCCACGAAGCUGACUCAGAAUGUCAACCUGCUGGGGCUGCUGAAGUGGCGCUCCAAGCCCAGCCUCCUCUCCAGGAACCUCCAAAAGCUGAUGAACGUGGAUGGAGGGGAGGUCAUCAAGUUCCUCCAGGACACGUUGGAUGCCUUGUUCUCCAUCAUGAUGGAGAAUUCGGACACGGAUGUCUAUGACACGCUUGUCUUUGACGCCCUGGUUUUCAUCGUGGGGCUGGUGGCUGACAGGAAGUUCCAGCAUUUCAACGCCGUCCUGGAGGCCUACAUCCGCCAGCACUUCAGUGCCACGCUCGCCUACAAGAAGCUGAUCUCGGUGCUGACACAGUACGUGGAUCACGCGAGCCGGGGGGAGCCCUGUGAGCUGCUCAUGCGCACCUUCAAGGCCUUGGAGUACAUCUUUAAGUUCAUUGUCCGUUCCCGGCACCUCUUCGCCCAGCUCUACGAGGGAAAGGAGACGGCCGAGUUCCAGUGCUCACUGCAGCGGUUCUUCCUCUCCCUGAACCAGCUGAUGAAAUCCCCACUGGAGGGUCCCACGCUGCUCUCCCAGGGAGCAGCCCUGAAGUCCCUGCCUUCCAUCCUCGAGGAUGUGUUUGGGAUCUUCGACUCCUCUGCGCUGGGGGCCUUGCUGCGGGACUUCAUUGGGAACCUGCCGCCCCAGCGCCUGCUGAAGCAGAAGCUGCAGUCCCUGACCGACAUCGUCAACAGCAAGAUCUUCCAGUCCUACGAGUGCCGGGAGCUGCUGCUGCAGAUGGCUGUGCCCAUCCUGCAAGAGCUGAUCGAGAAGGGGGAGGAGGAAGAUGCCUGCAUUGAGCUGCUUAGCAACAUCCUGGAGGUGCUGUACAAGGCCCAGAAGGUAAAUCCCGUGAAGAAGCACAUCCAGCUGAUCCUGGAGCGGCUGCUGCACACUGUCAAUCGGAGGGUGAUCAUCCUGGACCGGGAGAACGCCCUGCGGAGUCACUAUGUGGCCUGCAUGGCUGCCAUCCUGAGCCAGAUGGACAAGGACCUCUACAGCUCCUACAUCAAGGCGUUCCCCUCCCGGCCCGAGUUGAUGGACUUCCUCAUGGAGACCUUCAUCCUCUUCAAGGACCUGAUUGGCAAGAUGGUGUACCCCUCCGACUGGAUGGUGAUGAACAUGGUGCAGAACCGGGAGUUCCUGCGUGCCAUCAACCAGUUUGCUGCGACCUUGACGGAGAUGUUCCUGAGCAACAGCAGCUUCGAGCUGCAGCUUUGGAACAACUAUUUCCACCUGGCCGUGGCUUUCCUCACCCAGGACUCCCUGCAGCUGGAGAACUUCUCCCAGGCCAAGCGCAACAGCAUCCUGGCCAAGUAUGGAGACAUGAGAGCCACAAUCGGAGCUGCCAUUCGGGACAUGUGGUACAACCUAGGCCAUCACAAGAUCGAGUUCAUCCCAGGCAUGGUGGGCCCCAUCCUGGAGAUGACGCUCGUGCCGGAGCUGGAGCUGCGCAAGUCCACCAUCCCCAUCUUCUUCGACAUGAUGCUCUGCGAGUACCAGCUGACCGAGAGUUUCAGCCGGUUUGAGGACGAGAUCCUGCACAAGCUGGACAGCGAGGUGGAGGGCGGUCGGGGAGAUGAGCAGUACAAGCAGCUUUUUGAGAGCAUCCUCCUCAGCUGCUGCCAGAGACACCCUGAACUGGCCAAGCCCGGGGAGAACUUCGUCGCAGUGGUGACCGGGCUCCUGGAACGGCUCCUCGACUACCGGGCUGUUAUGAAUGAUGAGAACAAAACCUACAGCAUGAGCUGCACCGUCAACCUCCUGAACUUCUACAAGGAGAUCGACCGCCAGGCCAUGUACAUCAGGUACCUGUACAAGCUGAAGGACCUGCAUGUCAGCUACGAGAACUACACGGAAGGAGCCUACACCCUGCUACUGCACGCCCGGCUCCUCAAGUGGUCGGAUGAGGCGAACACAGCCCCCAUGCAGGGCUUGCACAGCCCCAGCCUGCACACCCAGCGCCAGCUGAAGGAGGCUCUCUACAACCAGAUCAUCGACUACUUCGACCAGGGCAAGAUGUGGGAGGAGGCCAUCCACAUCUGCAAGGAGCUGGCGGAGCAGUACGAGAGUGAAGUCUUCGACUACGAAAUGCUGAGUGACAUCCUGCAGCGGGAAGCCAAGUUCUACGAGAAGAUCCUGAAGGUGCUGCGGCCCAGCCCAGACUACUUUGCCGUGGGCUACUACGGGCAAGGCUUCCCCACCUUCCUCCGGAACAAGGUCUUCAUUUACCGGGGCAAGGAGUAUGAGCGCCGGGAGGACUUUGAGAUGCGGCUGCUGAGCCCCUUCCCCAACGCUGAGCAGCUGAAGAGCACGUCUCCACCCAGCCAGGACAUCACCGGCUCCCCGGGCCAGUAUAUCCAGUGUUUCACCGUGCAGCCAGUGGAGGAAGCCAAGGUCCGGUUCAAAGACCGGAGCAUCCCAGAGCAGAUCACCAAUUUCUAUAAAGCCAACCAUGUCCAGAAAUUCAGCUACUCGCGGCCCUUCAAGAAAGGCCCAAAGGAUCCAGACAAUGAAUUUGCAACCAUGUGGAUCGAGCGGACAACCUUCGUAACAGCAUACCCCCUGCCCGGCAUCCUGCGCUGGUUCGUGGUGACCUCCACUACCACGACCAUCAUCUCCCCCCUGGAAAAUGCCAUUGAGACCAUGAUGAAAACGAAUGAGAAAAUUAUGAGCGAGAUCAACCGGCACCAGAACGACCCCAGCCUGCCCAUCAACCCACUCUCCAUGCUGCUCAACGGCAUUGUGGACCCUGCUGUCAUGGGUGGCUUCGCCAAGUAUGAGACGGCCUUCUUCCAGGAGUCCUACCUGCAAGAGCACCCUGAGGAUGAGGGGAACAUCGAGAAGCUGAAGGACCUGAUCGCCUGGCAGACCCCGCUGCUGGCAGAGGGGAUCCGGAUCCACGGGCGGAAGGUGACGGAAGACCUGCGGCCCUUCCACGAGCGCAUGGAGCAGUGCUUCAUGCAGCUGCAGGCUAAGGUGGAGAGCCAGUAUGGGGUCCGGGAGAUGGUCUGCUUUGAGGACCGGCGGAGUGGACGACCCCGGUCCGUGGCCUGGGGACCCGACUGGGACCGGCUGAGCCAUGCUGGAGACAGCACGGAGGCACCCCCGACCCCAAAGCCUGCCCCUCGCACCUCCGAGAGUGAGGACCGCAGGAACGAGCGCAAGGAGAACCGCUCCAGCACCUUCUUCGGCCCCUACAGCCCCAAGCAGCACCCAGCCCUUGUCUCCACGAGCAGGGCCGUGCACCCACCCCAGCAGUGCAGCUACCAGCACCCCCCGCCCUGCACCCCAGCACAGGCACCCUCACCCCCUUGCCCCAUCCCCACAAUGGCGCAGGAGAAGCGGAGACUCUCCCGCAGCAUGACCGAGAGCAGCCUGGGCAGCUCCGAGGGGACACAGCCUCUGCCAAGCCGAGACACCACUGGUGCUCAGCCCAGCACUGCAGGCAUCCCCAUCGCCGACAGCGGAUGGAAAUAA
Molecule: messenger RNA, 4953 nt
Organism: Pygoscelis adeliae (Adelie penguin)
Lineage: Eukaryota; Metazoa; Chordata; Aves; Sphenisciformes; Spheniscidae
Product: dedicator of cytokinesis protein 2-like
Exons: 46
Coding region: 1-4953 (1650 amino acids)
Biological process (GO): small GTPase-mediated signal transduction; cell migration
Cellular component (GO): cytoplasm; plasma membrane
Molecular function (GO): guanyl-nucleotide exchange factor activity; small GTPase binding
Source: RefSeq, a predicted model, not a curated record